AUGGCCAACUCUAGCAUCUACCAGGCCUUCCUGCGCGACAAAGACAAAACAUUCACUAAAGCCUCUUUUCCUCGGGGAACUCCUUUAAUUCUGUUCUCUUUCCUUUCACAUUUCAGAUACUUUGCGGUCGUCCGAGUGCCGAAAGGAAAGAUCAACGGAAAGCAGGCCACAAUCAUCAUCUCACUCAUCUGGAUCCUGUCUGUGGGUGUGUCUGUGCCACAGGCUGUGGUCCUCCGUACUGAGUAUGAUCCCAACUUAGACAUCGUCACCUGCUUCGAAAGAUGGCCGAAGCCUACCUCCCGCGCCCACUACACGCUGGCCCUGUUCAUCCUGAUGUUCGUCCUGCCACUCCUCGCCAUCGGCUACAUGUACAUCCGCAUCGCCACCAACAUCUGGUACCGCCCCGCCACCAUCGCCGUCAGCACCCGCUCCAACACCGAACAGGCAGAUGCCAAGAAGAUCUGGGUCAUCAAGAUGCUUGUGGUGGUGGUCAUCCUGUUCAUCGUCUGCUGGCUGCCCCUGCAGAUCAUCUCGCUGGUCACCGACUUCGGCCACCUCACCAUGGAGACAAUUACCGUCAUCUACUUGAAAGUGUACCCCGCCUGUCACUGGCUCUUCUUCUUCAACAGCGCCAUGAACCCGGUGGUCUACGGCUACUACAACAAGAACCUCCGCCGCAUCUGCAAUGAGAAGCUGCGCAAACAUAAGGCCAAACAGACGCGGAAGACGGGCCAAGGCGUGGCCUACAACCUCCGGGACAUCUCACAAGCCUCGCAUCUCCUGAAAAAAGACACAUCUGUCAACACUGUUCAAACAAUUGUCAACAGUAACUAAAAUCGAUUUGCGAUAUGCUGCCAAAGUCUUUUCAAAAGACUAAUUUAAAAAAAUCACCAAAACAAAAUUGCCAGAGCCUGCCAGGCAGUAUAACAGAGCCUGCCAGUCAGUGCCAAGUUUAUACUACAAAUCACAACGUUGCUGCAGAUAGAAAAAGUAAUUUGUCUUAAGACAUCUCUGAAAAAAGACCAAGCAGCAGUUACAACAAACACAACCUGAUAUUUCAAGGAAAUUCAAUCUCUUUAAGACAUACAAGUCCCAUUGUCGUCAAGUACGUAACGUGGGUGUUUCUCUGAAUUAGAAUAAAAACUACCGGUGUAAUUCGUUUUCUUCAGAAUUCUAAAAAUGAAAAACUCUUACCAUGCGACUUUUCUAUCAACCUUUAUCGGGUUCGCUGCCCUACCCACUCACUUUUGUUGAUAUGUGAUUAUAAUCAUUUAGCGAGACAACGAUGGCCAAUCAGAAGGCCCCAUUUCAUAUUGGUUAUGACGCCGUAACAUCAUAGAGGUGUCACAAAAGGUGGAUACUUAAUCUCAAUCGGGUUUCGAAUGACAUUGACCAAUCAGAAUGAGGGGUUGAAUGACUGACCAAUCAGAAUGAGGUGUCGAAUUACAUUGACCAAUCAGAAUGAGGUGUCGAAUGACAUCGGGAAAGAUACAUAUAUAUGUAGAUGCCCCAGCGGAGAAGAUUGAGUAAAGUGGACUACAGUACAUUUGAAAGAGAUUUAACAUGUAAACACUGCAAUUUCACGAAAUAUUGUACCUUGAAGUAAAUACUUGUAUGAUAACAACGUUAAUGACCUACACCGAGGUGUAUAUGGUGUCAUAACGCCUGGUCCUUUCCUAUAACUACCGAAUAGAACCAACGAUUUAGCGAAGCGAGCGAGGUGGUUUUAUGACUUGAUGUAGUGUAGCGAUAGACCAGGUGUUAUGACGCCAUACACACCGAGGAAUGGAUGGGUACCUAAUAUCAUGAGGAAAUUUAAAUCCAUCCACGAAACCAAGCAUAAUUCGUGGUAUCACACAAGAAAUACAUGAUAGGGCUGGAUAUUAGUUUUAGGCAUGUUCUUACAUUAUUUCGAUAUUAGGUUUUUUUGUUGAUUGAUCAUUGGUGUUGCAUAUUAAGAUACUGUCUGUGAUACACGCACAUAGCAGUACGCCGACACAAUGGAGACACAACAUAGCCUGCCUAGCUUACUCACAUAGCUGAAUGAUCUAUCUCCAAACGUGACUUAUAAUCAUGACAACGUGCAUUGUCUCUUGACCUAUACGAUAAUGUCUACAGUGAUCUCAUAGUCUCAUCGCCCACAUGGAAAUAUAGUUUUGCUAGGCACGUGUGCGAGCGAGCGGUCGUUUUUGGCGCUAUAUAUCAAGAACGUUUCAAGCGAUUGCCUUGAUAUUUGGUACAUGGGUAGGUAUCAUUGACCCAACAGCCAAGUGCCAAUUUGGGCCUCCUGGUGGCCAACCUUGGUACUGCAGCGGGACUUCCUAUUGAAGUACCUUUGGCCAUGGACAUGUUGUGAUCUUGAUUAUGGGAUGACGGCUUUUAAAGUUAGGAAGAAGAGGUGCCCCUAACAACUUGCUCUGUAACUGCAGCGGUGGUUUUGUUGAAAUCUUUCAAGGAGGACGACGGGAUAAAAGAAAGACGGAAUUUUCAAAUGUCACAUUAACGUUAUAUAUGGCAGCUGCCAUAUUGGCUUGCUGGGUAUGCUGGGAAAUUUGGCACCUGCCACAAGAGGUUGGGGGCGUUGAUAUUUCUUAUUCUUUGUGAUACAUGGCAGGAAUGUGAAACUUGUGAUGAUGAAAUCUCAUAUUUAAUUUAAGUAUGAGGUCUCCUUAUUCUUGAUAUAAAUUGUUUGCAUCAGUACAGUGCUGUUGUGAAAUACUGUACCUGGCGUGGUUAUGGUAGAACGAUAUCGUCGUAUUUGUUAAGUGUUUGUAAGUGUUUGAUUUCCGGAAAUACUUAAAGAGGUGUGUAUUGUAACAUGAAAGUAGAGAAAGCCAGAAUAGGUAUGUAUUGUGGAGUGUAUUGUCACGUUUUUGAAAUGUUUUACAUAGUUGAUGUGGUGGAAUUGUCGAGUGGAGACAUAACGUUAAUAGCGUAGAAUAAAUAUGAAAUUCAACAAAAGUUGUAUUUGAAGUUGCCGAAAUGCACUUGAAACACUUCCCACGUGACAGUAGUCGUUAUCCUUCCGCAAAAGUUCUGUUUCUAUCUGUGCCAGUUUGUGUUCGCACCUACAACUCGAUAGACUUUUCAAUGGAUUGCUUGAAUUCUGACAUGCUCUUAGUUAUUGAGGUACUGCAAAAACAUGGGCAUUUCGCGCAUCGCAACAUAAUCAUUUGAACGGCUUUGCUGGUCUUGAAAAUUAUCAAACGGUUACAAAAAGAAGCUACAGUAUUCAAAUUCAGUAUGCCAUAACAAAAAGGAACCACCAUGGCUGUACGACACACCGGGAACAAGACAAUGCAUACGAAAGUUUUAAAAAAAGCAAAGUCAUUGGCUUUAUAACAGGCUCGUUUUUUCAUCAUAUGAAAUGACAUUUGUGCAAAGUGCAAAGGUAAGAGGACAUAUCUUCUUGAGACUGACACUGAAAUAUCUCCAAGGUUAUCAUGAUGAU
Branchiostoma floridae (Florida lancelet) is the source of this 3451-nucleotide messenger RNA. Its product is annotated as neuropeptide FF receptor 2-like. Lineage: Eukaryota; Metazoa; Chordata; Leptocardii; Amphioxiformes; Branchiostomatidae. Gene Ontology annotation, cellular component: membrane. Gene Ontology annotation, biological process: G protein-coupled receptor signaling pathway. Bases 1 to 834 code for a protein of 277 amino acids. The transcript is spliced from 3 exons. Gene Ontology annotation, molecular function: peptide binding; G protein-coupled receptor activity. The record is from RefSeq and is a predicted model, not a curated record.